GGGCUCGGGGAGAAGUGGCGACUGGCGAGGGGGCGAGCGCUCCCUUCUCCCGCCCAGCCGCGCCUCCGCCCUCCUCGGAGCUCCCCGAGUGGCGCCUCCUUCGAGCGCAGGGCUGGACUGUCCCGCCCGCCCGCCCGCCCGCUCCGUCUGGCUGUUCUGCUGCUGCUGCUGCCCGACGGGCGGACGGAGGCGCCACGGCGCGAGGAAACGGGCACGGCGCUUCCCAGCGCGCCGCGAUGCGGGUGAGAGGAGCGAGGCGAGGCGGUGGGGUCGGAGGGCGGGGAAGGGCUGGGGGGCGGCUGAAGGGCAAAUGCAGGAAACAGCCGCCCAAAGUUGCAGGAACGGGCGCAGCGGGAAGAGCAGCAGCCGCUGCGUCGGAUCCGCCCUUCCCUUUUUGCCUUGACCGCGGCGGACUCCCAAAUGUUCCGCUGCUGGAUGGCUCCUCAGCGGAGUGUCUCAGGAUCGGGAGCACCCAGGUCCUUCCCGACAAAUUAAAGGACAGUCCGAGACAGGGAGGAAACUUCCUGUUCCUUGGAAAUAGACCGGUUAACUUGGAAUUAACCCGUUUCCGGAUAAGCAGGAUUGGUGCACCAGAGCUCUCAGCCAGGCACACACGAGAUCUAAUUAUUGAUGAUGAUGAUGAUGAUGAUGAUUGAGCAGGAAGGUUGUUCUGUCAAUAGAUUUUGGUACCUACCUUGCACAUCGGAUGAAUCAGGAGUAGUGGCUGGACUCAAACUCAUCAUCAGCCGUAGCCAACCUAGCCAAUGGUCAGGGAUGAUGGGAGUUGUAGUCCAGCAAUAUCUGUUUAUGCCGCACCUGCCAUAAACAACUGUGCAGAUCUGGCUUAACUGAGAAAAAUAAUUUGGCAUUCGCUCUUACUUUACACACAGUGGGUUCAACACCUGUUAUUAAUUUAUGCAAAUUACAGUGGUACCUCUGGUUACAUACUUAAUUCUUUCUGGAGGUCCGUUCUUAACCUGAAACUGUUCUUGACCUGAGACACCACUUUAGCUAAUGGGGCCUCCUGCUGCUGCCACGCUGCCGGAGCACGAUUUCUGUUCUCAUCCUGAAGCAAAGUACUUAACCCGAGGUACUAUUUCUGGGUUAGCGGAGUCUGUAACCUGAAGCGUAUGUAACCUGAGGUACCACUGUAAAGCUUUUACUGGUACAGUCAACACAAUAGGAAGCCGCACCUCAGUUGUCGAAUAUUUUUGAAGCCAAACGGGCUUCCGGAACAGAUUAGGUUUGACAACCGAGGUCUGGCUGUACUAAUAAUUCUGCCUGACAUUAUAAACAGCUAGGAAUACAGACGACUGGGUUUCUGUGUUUUGGCUUAUGCAGUAAUUCUUAUUCUGCAAUUUUGGUCUACACAAUUAGAGGCUGGUCCUUCUGAUGUCGUGGCACACACACGCUGGGCACCCACAGUGUAGGGCCCAAGUUGGCACCACUGCACUGUUGACUUAAGUUCAGCUUGUGGUCUACUAAGACAAGCCAGGUGUCCUCCAUCUUAUAUUUGUCCUGCUGAUUCUUACUGCCUAAGUGUAGAACCUUACAUUGAAUGAAUUUAUUAUUUUGGUCACAGACCAGUUCCAGCUCACAUACAAAAUCAGGGAAGUCAUGAAACACAAUAGAACCUUACAUUUGUCCCUACUGAAAUUCAUUUUGUUGGUUUGGGCCCAGUUUUCCAAUCUGUUAAGGUCCUCUUGAAUACUAAUUAUGUCUUCUGCAGCAUUAGACACCCUCCCAGUUUGUUGUCAUCUGCAAAUUUGAUGAGCAUCCCCUCAGUUCCUUCAUGCAAAUUGUUUAUAAAUACAGUGAACAACAACGGGCCUACAACAGAACCCUGCGGUUCCCCACUUGUCACUUCCCCCCGAACUACAAUUCCCAUAAUCUCCAGUCAUUGGCUAUGCUUGCUGGGGCUGAUGAAAGUUGUAGUUUAACAGCAUCUGGAGUGCCAAAGUUUCCCCACCCCAGUUGUAGACAUUAUGAAAGAGGAACUUAGAUGUACAGUUGCUGCUCUGGGCAGCACCCACACAACAAGUGUGGUACUCUUGUGGUCAGACUUAGGACUGAGGAGAUCCGAGUUCAAAUCCUCACUCAGCCAUGAAGCUUGCUGGGUGCCUUUGGGGCAGUUAGUAUCUCUCAGUCAAACCUAUCUCAUCAAGUUGUUGUAUAGAUAAAAUGUGGAAAAGAAGAUGAGAGAACCACAGACUAGCCUGAGAAACUUAGAUAUCAAUGUAAUAAUACUGUCCAAAUGUAAAACAAUGUUAACCCUUAAUGCAACUUGUGAAAAUGCUGUUGGUCUAUUCUUGGUCUAUAUGAUUACCUUUCAUAUUUCUUUGCUUGGCACUGGAGAAUGAGACAAUAAAAAUUGAAUAUAUGAUAUCUUCUGUAAAAGCUGAGUCACUGAAAAGAAAGAUAAGAGUGUGAGAAGCCUCUGUGGGCCAGUGUGGCCUAGUGAUUAGAGUCCUAGAUUAGAACCUUGGAGACUAGGGUUUAAAUCCCUACUUGGCCCUGAAUUUCACUGGUUGAAUCAGCCUCUACCUCACAUGGCUGCUGUGAGCAUUAAAUAAGGAGGGGAGAACCAUAUCUCCCCCCUUGAUCUCCUUUAAGGAAAGGUGAGAUGUGAAGCAAAAAGGAAUAAACAAGAGUAUUUGUUUAGUCACAUUCUUUGUAUGUCACCUUUCAUUGAACAGGAAUACCAGAAGAAGAGUCCAAAGGCCAAUCUCGCCCAGCAGAGCAGCUAACCAGAGUCCUGUGGGAACUCCAUAAGCAGGGCAUGAGCGCAGUAGCCCCCUCCAUUCAUGGACUGUUUUAGAGUAGCAAAUUCCUUAGUUUUACUCUGCGUCGUGUACAGGACUUCCUUUCAUCCGAACUGAAUUUUCCAACGUUCAGCUUCCCUGAAUGCUGAGUUAUGCCUGCAUGGAAGCUGUAACUUCUAACUUGGAAGCCCCACUCUCUAAUUUCAGAUAGGAAGCUUGUGAGAGAUGCAUAUAGCCUGCCUUUUUUCGGGAGGCCCUCACCGCAUGUUCUAGAGCUGAUGCUGGAGCUCAAGGCAAGUUUUUAGCAUCAAAGCAGAAGAUAGGUUAAAGGUGUGAAUACAUUCAACAGAUCUUUGUAUUUGAAAAUAAUGCCGCAAAGGGGCCUGACCAACUUCAUGACUGCAGUCUGCGGGGGCGGGGGGAAUCUUUCUCUCUGCACCAUGAUCCUGUUUAAAAUUGGCACAGCAGGUGCCCCCUCCAAGAGGAAAACUGCCUCUGUGCCAGUGCCCCCUGGCUCAAACCAAGCCUUGUCUAGGAGGAGUCUGUUGGCAUAAGAGUCAUAAACUAACACGCUGCUGCUUUCUGCUCUUUCGUUUGUGUUGGUCUUUAUUUAGUAGCACUCAUCUCUAUAUUUAGAUUCAUCCCAGAAGAUUCAUGAGUGGCCACUAUUGUAGGAGUGAUUCCCUCGACAGGCUCCCAGCCACUGCCACCUCCUCCAUCGGCCUGCUUUCCCGUCUUUCUCUGAUUCACUUUUAUCUUGCACAGAAUCCGUCUGUAGAAGGAACCUGACUGGAUUCCCAAGGAUGGAGCCCUCCUGCUUUCUGCGCUUCUUGCCGCUCUUGUUGCUGUGCCCAGCAGGAGCCCCCUUCCGGAUCUGUGCCUUCAACACUCAGCGCUUUGCCCAAGGGAAGGCAAGCAAGGCCAGCGUCAUGGACACACUUGUCAAGGUGGGGACUUCAAGGCAACCCCCGGCGGGUGCCCUGAUUCUUCUGGAUGCAUGUCGCUUCUGUGGGUUGAAUUCCUUCUUUAGACAGGAUUUGCUCACAUGAACAACGUGUAUUAACAAGUUCUAAUGGGUGUGGAAGGAGUAGGAAGGACAGGUUAGGAAGAGAAGCCACUAAAGUUAGGUGUAGGGGUGGAUCUGCUAUGAAACUACCCCUGGUUCAAAGCGCCUAAUUCCAGAGGAGCCCUAGAAGUGACUUUAGUCUACAGUGCUUUAAAAAAUUGGGUCCAGUAGAUCCAAUUUGAGUUGCAUGACUCAAAUUGAUUAAUUUUUUGUUGUAUAUAUUUUGAUAAUCCCAAAGUUUUUGAGUAAAGUUGUUGUAAAGGUGUGGCAAUCUGUUGUGGAACAACCCCAUUGAAUAAAAUAAGAGUGGUUGGUUACCCAGACCUUUUUGCUGGUUGCGAAUGGGCCCCCAUGGCAGUUCAAGUUUCAGGGCCCCCAAAACAUAGGCCCGUCACUGGUUAGGAGCUCCAGGGGAGAGCCAAAGUUCAGUGGUAAGAACACAUGCUUUGCAGGCAGAAGGUUCACCUUUAAAUGUGAACUGAAUCAGAAUUCUCUCCCAUUCCCUAGGUAUAGCCCAGACACAGAUUUACCACCUUGUUUAGGACUAACAUGUUGGAGUCUAACAACAUUUGGGCUCUCUACCCCUGAUAUACAAGCUAAUGUGUCUCUAUUCCCUCCCACAGAUCCUCUCUCGUUGUGAUAUCGCUGUCCUACAAGAGGUGAUGGAUGCAAAGGGAAAAGCAGUUCCUGCCUUGGUGGCUGCCCUGAAUCGGUGAGUGUGAGUAAUAUGGGAGAAAUGCGACCAGAGGAAGAGGAAUCCAUGAAGAGAUAGUGGAGCAGAAGACAACAGGGCCUUUGGAAAGAAUAUGGACUGGGAAAGAGAAAUGAAUGGGAGGAAAGCUGAACAGUUGCAUGAUGGGAGCAAGGCUGGCCCAGAUAUUUUGGUGCUUGAGGUGGAAAAACCCUUCCCCCUAAAUUUUGUUGGGCAUAAUUCCCCAGGCUGUUCUGCAUGAGUCUCACAGGAAUGAGAGGGAGAUCUGUGCAAGAUUAGCAAUACCAUAAUACCAUUUAUUUCAAUGAGGCUUGUGCAGGAAAAUUGCCAGUGUGCUGUGAUUUGUCUCAUGGCAGGACUGUGUCAGAAUGUUGCAUAUGGUGAUGGGGUGUGUGUGUGUACACUAACCCCCAGUCAGGCAGUAAACAGAAUACAGUGGUAUCUCUGGUUAUGAACUUAAUUUGUUCCGGAGGUCUGUUCUUAAUCGGAAACCGUUCUUAACCUGAGGUACUACUUUAGCUAAUGGGGCCUCCCACUGCCACCCCGCUGCUGGUGCACGAUUUCUGUUCUCUUCCUGAGGUAAAGUUCUUAACCCGAGGUACUACUUCUGGGUUAGCAGAGUCUGUAACCCGAAGUGUUUGUAACCCAAGAUACCACUGUACCAGCUAAGGAACCCCACUGGGUUCAUAGCUCUGAGGCUCAUGCUGGUAGUCAGGGGAACUACUGAACCCAAGGCCAGCCAGCAGGAGCUCAUUGAACCUGAUGCACAGCACCAGGGCACAUAAAACCAGCACCAGGACUCUCACAGGUGCCUUCCUGUGGGCCCAAAAAACAGAGUGCCUCGCACAGUACCUCACCUGUCCACAGCCCAGGGAAUGCAUCAGGUGGGAAGCUAUGGAACAUGGGAGCGUGCUUGUCUUCAGAGGGGAGGAUUGUCCCUUUAAGAGGCUCUUCUUUUCCAUAAGGGGGCAGAGCAUAGGAGAGAUGGAGUAGACAGAAGAAGAGCUCGGUUCACUUCCAACCUUUGUUGGAACAAGUUGCUUCCUAGAAGCUCUCCUUAGUGUUGUCCUACUCCAAACUAUAAUGUGGUGAGAAUAGUAAGUGCUCACCUUUUCACAUGGCCAGGGCUUUCUCGGCUGCGGCUCCAAUCUGGUGGAACGCUCUGUCAAGAGACUAGGGCCCUGCGGGACCUGACAUCUUUCCGCAGGGCCUGCAAGACAGAGCUGUUCCACCAGGCCUUUUGUCAGGGCGCAGCCUGACUCCCUCCUCUGGCAAUCUGCACAGAAUUUUGCCUAACGGUUGCCAUCAAUUUGAUUUUAUUUUUAUUUUUUUAAAAUAUUUAUUAAAGUUUCAAGAAAUACAAAAAAAGAAAAAGAAAAAGAAAAAUAUACAAAGUACAGAAUAUAGCAAAAAAUAGAGCCAUCAAUUUGAUUUUAAUUAAUUUUUAUAAUGAAAUGUUUUUGGAAUGUUGGAUUAUUUGAUUGUUGUUAGCCGCCCUGAGCCCGUCUUCGGCUGGGGAGGGCGGGAUAUAAAUAAAAUUUAUUAUUAUUAUUAUUAUUAUUAGUAUUAGUAUUGAAGGCAAGGCUAUCAGCGGUUACAAGCCAUGGUAGCUAUGAUCUUCCUCCAUGGUUGGAGGCAGCAGUUUUUUCUGAAUACCAGUUGCUGGAAACCACAGGUCCUGCUUCUGGACUUCCCAUAGACAUCUGGUUGGCCAUUGUGGGAAAAGGAUGCUAGACUAGAUGGGCCUUUGACCUGAUCCAGCUUGGCUCUUGUGUUCUCACCUUCCAGUAGCUCCUGGAGUAUCAAGGGACUGAGGUCCAAGAGUUGACACAUACCUUAGGUGGGGUAGAGGAGCAAGUCACACAGGCUAGUGGUUCUCCACAGCAGCACAGUGACCAUACUGAGGGAGAACACUGGAUCUGGGAGCUUUAUUGUUGGCAGCAGCAGAGGAUUGGUUCUCCUGAAUCACCCUACUCCCAGGACCAAGAGGAUUCUGGACUGUAAUGAUGGUGUCCUGGCCUGAACUGCCUGAAGCUCCCUCCUCUGACCUGGGUGGUACAGGAAGCGAGUGUCUGACUUGCAAAACUCCCACAUUGCCUUAUAUUAGGGCUGGAGAACCUGUGGUUCUCCAGAUGUUGUUGGAAUUAACUCCCAUCAGCCGCAGCCAACAAAGGCCAAUGAUCAGGGAUGGUAGUUGUAGUUCAGUAACUGGAGGAACACAGGUUUUCCAUUCCUACUUUACAGUGAGACUUUUUCUCUAUUUAUCCACUCACUGGCUGAAGUGCUUUUUAUAUAUCCACGUAUAUCUUCAAUGCAACUGAAUUCUCUUUUCCUGUCAGGUAUCAUAGUUCUAGUCCCUAUACCUACCUCACCAGCCCUCUGCUGGGCCGGAACAACUACCAAGAACGCUAUGUAUUCAUAUACAGGUGAGUGUCAUGAGUGUGAGUGUGCAUUUAGAUGAUGAUGGUGAUGAAUUAACGUUUAUAUAGUGAUUUUAGUACAUAUUAUCGAGCUUUUAACUACAUUAUCUCAGAUAUCCUUUACAAUCCUGUAAGAUAUGGAGAAAAUAAUACUGACCUAUCACAAAUGGGAGAUUGGAGGCUGAUAGAAUAGAAGCUUGGGGUAUGUCACACUUUUAAAUUGUGUCUUACUCCCUAUCUUCAGAGGAUGAGGCUGUGGGUUCAGAGGAGACACCAGACUGCCCUGGAAGCUCUGGCACAAGAGGAGCCUGUUUUUGCCAGCACCUUUCUAGCAAUUAUUGCCUUGUUCUACCUUAACUUACCGUACCUUCCUUUGCUUUGCCAGAGCCUGGACUUUGCUUUAUCUUGCCUUGCUUUGCUUGACUCUGUGCUGCCUUGGCCGAACCCUGGACUUUACCCUGCUCUGCUGGACCUUGAACUCUUGUCCUGCUUUUGCCAGAACUUUCAUGCUGCUGUGGCCAUCACUUGGAACAGAACCAGGUUAUUUGAGGGAGGGCCUUCUCCUGUACAAACCACCCAGGUCACUGUGGUCUGUAGAUGGGGCUUUCAUGACUGUGCCACAUUUUUAAAAUGCAGAAAUGAUGAGACCCUUUUAUUGCAAGAAAAAAGCAAUUGUUGGUGCCCAAUCUAGGAUGUGCUAUUAACCUUGGUGAGGGCUCUGCAUCAAUUUCCUGCCCCACAUAUUUUCCUUAAUUGUAAUCCCCACAGAUGCAAGGAGUCAAGUUUCGCUCUUAGCAAAUAUCCACCACUUAUUUCAUCCUUAUUCGCUAGACCACAGAUAAUGUGAAAUAAAUUAUUCCUUUUGUUGCUCACACAGCACUGUCUCUGUAGGUACAAUCUAGCCUUCAGCUUCACCCUGGGCGCUUCCAAACUGUUCUUGUGUAGGACUCAAUCGCAUAUCGGCCACUUCAGGUUGCACAAUUGCAGUUGAUUGGAAAGUGUUGUACAGCAAACCCACAUCCCUAAAAGAUUUCACUCUUUGUGAUCAGAAAACUGAUACGGAAAUGUACUGGAAAGUGUGCUUUAACACAAUGUCAUUGUCAGGGAACUGCCAUCAGCUCAGAGGCGAGAGGUGGAAGGUUGUGUUACAGGGAGUCUCUGAAGAUCUUGCAAAGUAGUUCUUCCUCUGGUGAGGAGGGAAGCCACACCUCCAGUGGGGAGGGGGGUGCAAGGAUCAGAAGAUGCUAGGGAGAGCCUCAACACCGAGCCUGAGCAAAGCGGAGGGGAGGGAAGUACUCCUUUGCCAGCGCCUGUUCUGCGCAGUAGUCUUAGGCACAGAGAGGGGAGGAGAAAGUUGGGGGUCACACGGUUGUUAUGCUGGGGAAGGUAUAAGAACCGCCCACUCCCAGAUUCUGCUAACGACUAAGCAGACAUGGACUUGCGACUCUCUGCACAAAAUAGUUUGUACAGAUAAUAAAGCCUAAAAAAGACAGGUUGGAGUCUUGCCUGUUUGCUCUCGAGCAACCAUAUCAACACCUAACAGUAAUCUAAUCUCCCUGUAAACAAAUCAGCCUCAAUUAAAAUGUCAUUUGGAAGUAGCCCAUGUGUUAUCCCUGCUGCAAGCCUGUGAUGGGAGCCUUGCCAGGGAGUAAUAAUAACUACUACUACUACUACUACUACUACUACUACUAUGUACUAAUAUUUAUAUGAAUACCUACUGAGACAAUCCACAAAAAGCAAUUUUAUCAUUAUGAAUUACUGUGGAAACAAGAAAUAUUGGGGGGUGGGAGGGUGCCAAAUUUUGUCCUCGCUCAGAGCACCACAUUAAAGUCCACCCCUGCAUAUUUUCACCUCUUCCUUGGGGCCAGAGUCUGCAUUUUUUCUGUGUGCUCCUCUCCCCUAGGGAACAGAAGACUCGGAUGCUAGACUUCUACUCCUACGAGGACAGACAUCCAGACCGGCCUGAUGUCUUUGCUCGGGAGCCCUUCAUUGUCCGCGUCAGCAUUCCAAACAAAAGUAAGGGGCCUAGGACAUCUCAGGAGUUCUCUUUCUGCAUGGGGGAGAGUGGGGAGCUUGAACUUCCAGGGGGUGAUAUCUGGGUUUGGUAUACAUUUUGUUUUCUGGAAAGUACAAGGAUUGGAUGCUACUCUGGAGGAAGGGUUUUGCAUAAGUCUAUAAAGCUAAUUAGGUACAGAAUCAGAAGUCUUCCUCUUCUUCUUCCUCUUUCUUUUUUCUUUAUUUCCUCUCUUUUAUUUUUUAAUAUUAAAAAUGCUUGGUAUUUGAUGUUAACUUUGGUGUAUUAUUUUUUCUCUUUUUUCCAAGCUCUCAUAAAAAAAAUUAUAUUAAAAUAAUAAAAAAGAGGGCUGAGAGUUAUUAGGAGACUCCUAUUCCCCUUACAGAGCUACAGUUUCCGGAGUUCCCUGGAAAGAAGGAUUGACUGUUAAACAAUUGUGAGAAUUGUAGCUCUGCGAGGAUAUUGGGGGGGGUGUCUCCUCUCAGCACCCUUAGCAGACUAUAGUUCCCAGGAUGAUUGGGGGGGGGGUGUUGAAAGCCAUGACUAUUUAAAGUGGCAUGAUACUGCUUUAAACCUAUAGUGCAGAUGCAGUCUAAGAGACCACCUACUUUCCUCCUGCAUUUUCUUAGGUCAUCCAAGCAAACAUCUGUUGACAAUAGCAUUCAUACAGCAUGACCAGUUUGGACAUAAUAGAAAACCAUGGGGUUUUGUUAUGUGAACAAGCUGCAACAAACCUUGUUUUUGUGUAUUCCACAUUCUCCUUUAUCAUAUGCUAGAGUAGGAAAUCAGAAGUAUCCAGACAAACCAUAGUUCCUGUGAUGUAUGAACUCAGGGAAAUGUGAUUUGCUCAAAUUAAGUUUAGUGAGAACAAGCCAGGAUCAAAAUAGUGGUUUCAGAUCUUGUUUUGUUUUCAAACUGUAGGGGCUAUACUGAGUUGGAAUUCCAAGUUGCCUAGAUUACUCUGUACCUUGUGGUUACCUUUUUCUCCAUUUCCAUUCUUGAGAACUCAAGGAGCUGGUGUUGAUCCCACAGCACACAAUGCCCAAGGCAGCUGAAACUGAAAUAGAUGCUCUUUAUGAUGUUUUCCUGAGUGUGAAGGAACGCUGGGGCACAGAGGUAAGGAAUGGGGACUUGCAAGGGAGCUGAGGUUUAAAAGAAUGGCAGGGGAUUUGCUGUCUCACCGUGCAUCUACAUGGGAAAUUUUUCUGCUGCUUCACUGCUGCAGCUACUACUGACCAUGUCCAGCCAUUGUAAUGUUUGCAAUCUUGUUGACCAUUGGUAGAUAUCAUGGACUGGCUGGAAGCAGAGGAGUCAUGGGAAGCACCAGCUGGGGAACUCCAAGGGGAAGAAGGCUCAGAGUCAGGGGAGUGGUUGUAGGAUGGCGAUGAGUGGUCAGAGGGAGCAGUCUGGGAGGAGGUGUCAGAAGCUUAAGAGGUCACAGGGUUUAGUGAGCAGGAAGAGGCUGUGGCAGAGAACAGUCCAAAAUCAGAGGUAUAAGUGGAAGUUGGGGAGCGGGGAGAGGCAGAGUUCAGGCAGGCUGCUGAAGAAGCCAAGGACUUUCCCCCUCAAACUACAACCAGCCCCCCCUUUCCCCUGGUCUCCCAGAAAACAAAGAGGGCAGAGCAAAGACAGACAAGGCAAAAAAGUCCCAGAUUGCUUGGGAAGGGCGGGGGGGGGGGGAGAGAUGAGAGACUUAGAGAGCAGUGGGAAGGCAGGGAUCUUCAGUCCUCACAACUGCCCCAUUGGGGCAAGACCUAGUUGGAAGAAUUGCUGUGCUCAUUAGGCCUGAGCUGUUUUGUUUCUUUGAAUAAAGAGUUAACUUCACUGACACCUUGAUAAGUUAUUGCUGACUGGCAAACGGCUUCCACCUUGACAGUAGAUUCUGCCAUAUUGGAAAUAUGUCUGGAUGAAGCCUGUGAUGCCACCACAACCAAUAUAGCUUGCUUCUCAGACAGAGCACAAGGCAAGUUCUCUGAUGUUGAGACAAGUAUAUGAGAUGGCACAUAUUGGAGAAGCUGGUCCUUUAGGUAACCAUGCCCCAGGCGGUUAGGUUUCCUGUCCUGUUCCUUGACAUAAAAAGUUCCUCUCCCCUAAUUUGAAGGACAAACACCAUCUCUGCUUGAGAACCUGGCAACUGCUUAUUUUCCAACCAGCAUCUCUUUUCUGCUCUCACUAAUCCCGUUUCUCACUUAACGAAUCUUGGCCAGUGGAUUUUUUCUCCUUCUUAUUCCUCCCCAGGAUAUGAUUUUCUUGGGUGAUUUCAAUGCUGACUGUGGCUAUGUGGCAAAGAAACGCUGGGGACAAAUCCGCCUACGCCAAGACCCUGGCUUUCACUGGCUCAUCGGUGACAAUGCCGACACCACUGUUCGGGACACAACCCACUGUGCCUAUGACAGGUGAGAUCCUGGAACCAGCCUUACUGGUCAGAGAAUGAAUUGCAUGAUCCACUCUACUUUAACCCAUGCCUCACUGUUCCUUACACCUAAACAGGAUUGUGGUGCAUGGAGAACGCUGCCUGGCUGCUGUGGUGCCUGGAUCUGCUCAGCCGUUCAACUUUGCCAAAGAAUUUGGGCUCUCAGAAGCAGAGGUACCUAGAAAUUCCUGUUGGGAGGGGGAAAUUGCUUGCUGAUAAGCACAUAGUACGGUAUGUUUCCGCAUGCACUGGGCCAGUGACAUAUUGGGACAGCCCCAUCGUCAUCAUGGCAGCCAUGAAGUCCUGAGCCAGUUGCUUUGGCAUGAAUGUUGAAGUCCCACAGAACCAGCAGCCUGGGAGUCCUCAGCACCGCCUCUGAGACCAGCUCUGUCAAUUCAGGCAGGGAGACUACUGGGUGGCGAGGUGGGCGGUAAACCAGCAGAAUCCCUAAUCUGUCCUGAUUGCCCAGUGCCAGGAUCCCCCCAACUGGACAGAAAGCCUGGACAGAAAACUGGACAGAAAGCCUGGAGAGAGAAAUGAAAUCUCUAUAGACCACAGCAACUCCCCUCCCUGACCCUCAAGUCUGCCCUGAUGUUGCACCAAGUACCCAGGUUGGCAUGGCUGGGUGAGACCAACUCCACCCUGCACACCCACCCAGGUCUCAGUGAUACAGAGCGGGUUGGCCUCUGCCUCUGCCGUGUGCCCCUUACCUGCCCUGUCCCCCCCACACACCCAGAGCCACUGUGCUUGGGGUCACCUCUGCCUUCCCCAGCUCCUCUUUACCUAGAACACAUUCUACAUUCCUUAUUUUAAAACAACAAACCCCCCAAAUUUCAAAACACAUGUUAGUAGCAGUUAAAAACAAUUUAAAACAUUUUAAACAAUUAGGGCAAUAAUAACAGCAGUGCAAACCCCCAACAAAUGCCCCUAACAAUAUCCGAACCCAAGAGUCUGUUCAGCCACCUCAGCUUUGCUGCUUGAGUCAGUCAGUGGAAAAGCCCUGCAAGGCAGGGAGUAGAUCUUCCAGGACUGACAGCCAAGGUGGUUGAUGCUUCUUGCUUACCUGGAAUGAAGGGAGUGUGAUUGCAUGUAGAAACUCUCCUAAAGUACAAAAAGUUACAUUAUUCAUUCUUGCAUUUCCCCCUACCUUUUCCUCCAAGGAGUUCAAGGGGGCAUAUAUAGUUCUCCCUCUCAAUCCCCACAACAUCCCUGUGAGGUCGGUUAGGCUAAGAGGCAGUGAUUGACCCAAGGUCACCCAGUGAGCUUCAUGGCCAAGUGGCGAGUUGAACCCUGGUCUCACAGGUCCUAGUCCGACCCUCUAACCACUGCACCAUACUAGCUCUCAGUUGCUCCUCUCACUUCUGCUUCUGUCCCCACCCACCGACCCUCAAGCUGAAGAAGGUUCCCCAGUCCUGAUAUAGAGGGUUACAGGGUUGCCCAUGCCUGCAUUAAAGCACUGGAAUCUGCUAUGGAAAGGAACCCUUUUUUUGUACAGGGGAUAGAAACCAGAUCUCUUGUUGCCCAGCUCCUCAUUUUCACUUUAUCUGCUGUUUCAGGCUUUGGAAAUCAGCGACCAUUAUCCUGUAGAGGUGGAACUGAACAGAGCCCAUUGGAGAUGCCAGCAAGCCAGUCCAGCUGGCCUUGUGUUGCUGGCCUUAGUCAUGCUGGCUGGCUCAGGAUAUGGCAUCUAAAGCUGUUCUGAUACCAGGGGUCCAAAUGCUGGUGGCUGCCUUGACUCUACAGUGACAGAAGUGUAGAACUGCCAAGAGGAUUCCCUUUUUUUACAUGAGAAUGGAUGGCUUGCCUGUGGUCUCCCAUGGAGUGUGCUUUGACGUGGGACUUUCACAGUUCACACUUGGUCAGCUAGCAUAUUUUUGUUGCCCCUGCAGUCCAGUACAAGCAGAUUUCAAACACUGAAGGAAGCAAUAUAUUGGUGCAGUCGGAGCUCCCUCUGCAGCAGAAGGGAACGUGGAUCUUUCAGCACAACUGGACCACUUAUAGGAAGGUGAAUUCUGUCUGGCAACUGCACCAAAGAAGAAUUGCAUGGAUUUUCAGGCACCCUCAUUCUCUUUCAGAGUCCAAGCUUCCCAGGACCAGAUCUGGGUACUGUUUCAAGCUGCUUCAGAAAUUUGCAAAAAGGGAAUCAGCUGGCUGCUGAUGAAAGUUUGUGUCACUGCUCAGUUACAAUCAAAGAAUUGGGAUGGGCCUUGAAAAGGGCCAACGAAUCAUCUGACCUUUUGCCAGAAGGACCUAUCCACACACAGUACAGACAUGGGACUGUACCAUUCUGGACUACAGGUGGGGUUCAUUGAAACUGAAUGCUGCUCUGUGUAAAAAACUGCCUCUCUGUGAAAAGCUGGCAUAUCAGAGAGAAGGAGGCCCCAUCUGCACCAUUUAAAGCAGGAUCACAGCACCUUAAUCAGCCAUGGUUUCCCCCAAAGCAUCCUACGGGGAGUAGUAAGUUAAGGGUGUUGAGAGUUGCUAGGAAGCCCCUGUUCCUCUCACAGAGCUACAAUUCCCAGAGUUCCCUGGGCAGAGGGAUUGACUGUUAAACUAGUCUGAAAAUUGUAGCUCUGGAAGGAGAAUUGAGGUUGCUCCUUGUAAUUCUCAGCACCCUUAAGAAACUGGAGCUCCCAGGAUUGUUUGGGGGAAGCCAUGGUUGUUUCAAAUGGCAUGAUACUACUUUAAAUGGGUGGUGCAGCCAGAGCCAGAAGCUGCUAUCAUUCUCCCUGUUGUGUUAAUUCCCAGGGUGCAGGGAGGGUUUUUUUUAUAGGAGGUGGAGCCUACCUGCAUUUUAAAGUAGCACAGUCCCAAUAAAGCUUCACGGAGGACUUUUUCCACAUGAGUAAAUCUCAAUGCCCAACCUAAAAAAAGUCUUCCAAGCAGAGGCGUAGGAAGGGGGGGCAGGGGGAGCAGGCCUUCCCGGGUGCCCUCACUGAGGGGGGUGACAUUCGGUGCACCGCCCACCCAUGACUCCCAAGCCUACCCCGAGCCUUUGGAGUAAGGGGGGGGCUGGGCCACAUUCCCCCCUUCCCCCUUUGUUUUGACAGCUUGGGGGAGGCUUGGGAGUUGCGGGCAGGCAACAUGCUGAAUGUCUGCCAUGGACAGCUUGCCCCACCCCCAUGAGCAGCUUGCUCCGCCCCUGGCUGCAGGGUGCAUGCGCCACUCCAGGCACCCUCUGCGCCAUGCCCUCCUUGGGAGCACACCCACCCUGGGCAGAGUGGGAAUAUGCUGUGCCACUGCUUCCAAGCCAAAAAACAUAAGCAGAACUUCACCACCUUUCUAAUCCUCCUCCUACUGCUGAAGUUCUCUUUAGGAAGAACUAUUAAGGAAGUGCAGCCGAGAUCUACCUCUCAGUCGCUUAAAUAAUUUACCUCUUGUACUUCUUCCUCACCCACAAUUGAUAGGGUGAUCUAUCAGCAGGUCAGCGUGCUCAAUGAUCAGGCUUUUCCCUCCCUGCCUUUUUUAAAAAUAAGAACAGGUCAUAUGUGCUAUUCUUCCUGAAAAACAGGGCAGUCUAGGUGAAAGAGAAAAUGGUAAAGGACAUACAAAGAGGAACCGUGUUCUCAGAAUGGAAAGUAGCACUGAAACUUCUUGCCAUUUUUGACUCAGGGAACAUUCUCAUAAGCAACAAUAUGACAAAGCUCUCUCUCCCCCCCCCUCGUGUGUGUGUGUGUGUGUGUGUGUGUCUAUGUGUGUGUGACAGAGAGAGCACAUUGUGUAAUCUCAUCCUCUUACUCUAUAGGAAUCAGUAGAUGCCUAUUUUCUCCUGUAUAAAGAGGUGCACAGUAACAUAGGAAGAUGCUUUAAUGAUGACUCAAACCACUUGUCUGUCAGUCUUCUCUGGUUGUGGCUCUGUGGGGCUUCAGGCAGGGGUCUGGCCCAGUCCUGCCUGGAGAGGCUGGGGACUGAACAUGGGAAUUUUGCAUGUACAGUGGUACCUCAGGUUACAUACACUUCAGGUUACAUACGCUUCAGGUUACAGACUCCACUAACCCAGAAAUAGUACCUCGGGUUAAGAACUUUGCUUCAGGAUGAGAAGAGAAAUCGUGCUCCGGCGGCGUGGCAGUAGCAGGAGGCCCCAUUAGCUAAAGUGGUGCUUCAGGUUAAGAACAGUUUCAGGUUAAGAACGGACCUCCGGAACGAAUUAAGUACGUAACCAGAGGUACCACUGUAAAGCAUGUGUUCUGCCACUGAGCCAGAGCCCUCCUCUAUCAUUCUGAUUUCUAAGUUGCAUUAAAGGACAGCUUUGAAGCUGACAAGACCAAACACACAGUUUAGAAGGCUGUGCCAUAAAUCAGGUGCUAUGGAUUUUUCAGUUGCUUUGUUUUCGGCUGUGGGUCGGUUCCCUCUCUUUCUAGGAAGAGACGUAUAAAGAGGGUUGGAUAUGGAUUACAGUAUAUAUGUUAGUAGAAUUUUCAUGCAGUAGAAACUCUAAACUCAAUGAUAAAAAGCAAAUGCUUUUUGUGAUGUUCUAUAAUGGUUUUCUGUAGCCUAUCUUGGGUCAUGAUUGAACUAAACUUCAGAAGAUAAUUGGUUUAAAUAAGGAACAUUUUCCAGGGGGGUAGUCAUGUUAGUCUGCUGCUGCAGCAGCAGCAACAAAAAGACUUGUGGCACUUUAAGAUGUAAUCCCUUUUAUUAUAGCAAAACCUUUCAUGGGGUGUAAUCUUCAGGUAUGGGCAACAAAUGUAAGGAUGGAAGUGAACUGCAAUGGAAUACAAAAAGUACAGUCUGACAAUUCAACUAGAGCUUGAAUGUAUGCAAAAUGAGGAACAUUUAAUCCAUGCCAAAAUGAUGCAGCUUGGUUUCAGUGGUCCUCAGCAAGGUUCAAAAAAUACAUCAACAAAUGGACCUUCUCACCUUGACCAUUUCCAAUGAAGACCCUCCAAAAGAUUUGUCCUGAUAGGACAGUAUAAAAUUUAAAAAUGUAUAUACACAUAGCAGUGGGCCUCUGUAUACCAUGCACCUGUGCUUUAAUUAUACCAACAGAAAAAUCUGAAAUGAUCAAUAAAAUAAUGAAUUA
This is a messenger RNA of Podarcis lilfordi (Lilford's wall lizard), 16410 nucleotides long. NCBI's taxonomy places the organism in Eukaryota, Metazoa, Chordata, Lepidosauria, Squamata, Lacertidae. The record is from the annotation of a GenBank genome assembly.